UUGAACUUAGUGAGAAGGAAUACAAUAUAUAAAUCCGUUAAAAAUCGAGUUAUGUGAUCAUCCAAUAUAACAUUGACCUCGUCUGUGAUCUACUUACAAGAAAUAUAUACAAGAUUAAAUCGUUACGAAGAACAAAAUAUCUCUGCCAAUAAUCGUAUCGUUGUACAAACAAAAGAAACAAUAUAAAAAUACAUUUGUAUUGCUACGCUAAUACACAAAGUAUUAAAUGACGAACAGGAAAAUAAUUGUAAUGUAAUAGUUUCUUCGACGCUCACCUUUUAUCACUGACGAACCUCAUUUUAUCUCAUGUGUUGUUAACUUGCAGUUGUGUGGUUGUUAUUCAUACUAAAUAAAUAAAAUAUGCUUACAGCACGGAAAUAAAAACUAAACAAUUUAUUACUCGUCUGUAAACAUUUCAAGUAUAUACUCGAAAGAUAAAUAGUUCGUGAAAAUUUGUUUUUCUUCACAACUUGCAUGUCAUUUGUCUGGAAAAUGACUAAAACAAAAGCGUUAAGUUUAACUGGAGUAGUGGCGUUUCUUGUGAUUGGAGGCUUAACGAUAGCAUUGGCAACUCCAAUUGCGUCGGUUCCGAACAAAUCCAUCGGACCCGAUUCUUGUUCACCGGUUAUUAUUGCACAUCGAGGUGCGAGUGGAUAUGUACCAGAACAUACACUGGGCUCAUAUGCCCUCGCUAUAACAAUGGGAGCUGACUACGUUGAACCUGAUCUUGUAAUGACAAAAGACGGACACCUAAUAUCAAGACACGAUAAUGUACUAGGAUUAACUACAGAUGUUGCAAGUCAUCCAGAAUUUGCCAAUCGCCACCGAACUCAGACAGUUGAUGGAGUCGAAAUCAGUGGUUGGUUCACAGAAGACUUUACCUUAUCCGAAAUCAAAACAUUAAGAACCGUUGAACGUAUACCGGAUGUAAGACCAGGCAACGCUCGAAUGGACGGCGCUUUUCAAAUCCCUACUUUCCAAGAAAUUAUUGAUCUUGUAAAGGACAUGGAAAGAAGUCAACGACGGACAAUUGGUAUUUAUCCUGAAAUAAAACACAGUAGCCACUUUAGUAACUUAGGUUUGCCAAUGGAAGAACUUGUCGUUAAUAUAUUCCAUAGAAAUGGUUAUUUAUUUCCCAAUUCACCGGUGUACAUUCAAUCAUUUGAAGUAAACAAUUUGAAAAAAUUAAAGGAAAUAACUAAUCUAAGACUACUACAAUUAUUCGAAAGUGACAAAUCCCUCCAGCCAGCAGAUCAAGUUUUGCUUAACACCGGGCUUACGUAUGGGAAUAUGUCUACUCCGGAAGGAUUAGCUGAAGUUGCAAAAUAUGCAGCAGCAGUUGGACCAGACAAAAGUUACAUUAUUCCCCGUAACGAAGAUAACAGCCUCGGGAAUCCAACUAGCUUCGUCGAAGAUGCUCAUGCAGUGGGUCUAAAAGUGCACCCUUAUACAUUCCGUGCUGAAAAUACUUAUUUGCCCAAGGAAUUUCAAAGUGACAAUCCAUCAAAAUCUGCUUCUGGUGACUUAAUGGGUGAAUUGCGAAAGUUUAUUGAUGCUGGCAUUGAUGGUCUCUUUGCAGAUCAACCGGACAUAGCGCUGCGUCUACGGGGCCCAUGCUUAUAAAUCAACCGAUACUAGUUAAAUAAGUGCAAUGUUUUUGUAUACAAUUGCCCAAUAUGAUUCGCGCACCACCCACGUUCAUUGAUGGUACUAUGACAUAAACAGUAACAGCAGUUAUUGCUGGCACUCAAUUCAAUCCGUCGAACGAUGCGUGGUCUACUCUAAUCAUCGAAUAUGAACAAAGUCAAACACUAUUUAAUAUGUAUAAGAUUAGGUAACAUUUUUUUUUUAAUAUUUAGGAAUUGAAAUCAUUUCAUUGAUAAUUAAUUUAAGUCAUAGCAAGUGUAUUAUUUUACUGUUAUUAUAUAAAAGUACGUAUUUUACCUUAUUAUAAUAUGAAUGUCGUCAUGAAUUAACGUCAAAACAAUGAUGACAGAAAUAGAAAAAUGAUGGCCUUAUGUGACACGGGCGUUACGGCUUUAUGUAUAAAUGUUGUUUUAACAAUCAAUAUUACAGUAAAGCUUUCAUUAAUCUAGAAUUUAUAUUAUUAUUCAAAUGAAAUAAGCAAUUGAUGCUUUCAAAUUUUACAGCUCUUCAGAAACUCAGCUACAUCGUAUACAAUUUGGUUAAUAACCACAAACGUUUGUCACCAACAUGUGGCAACAAUGAUGAAUAAUUCAAUUUAUUUAAACUCAGCAGAAUCUGUUCAUUUUAUUUUGUAUUUAAAUUGUCAUAUACAGUGAUAAUCCUGUUUCUGUAAGUCGAUCAUAUUUUCUCAUUUUAUUGUAAGCUCGUGGUAACUAAAAAUUGUUUUUCCGAAGUGACUGCGGUCAUUGAUAGCUUUAGAAAUAAAUUGACAAAAAAUUUAAUUUUAACUCAAAA
This is a messenger RNA of Nymphalis io (European peacock), 2442 nucleotides long. RefSeq lists its product as uncharacterized. Gene Ontology annotation, biological process: lipid metabolic process. The coding region runs from base 475 to 1623 and encodes 382 amino acids. NCBI's taxonomy places the organism in Eukaryota, Metazoa, Arthropoda, Insecta, Lepidoptera, Nymphalidae. Gene Ontology annotation, cellular component: periplasmic space. The record is from RefSeq and is a predicted model, not a curated record. Gene Ontology annotation, molecular function: glycerophosphodiester phosphodiesterase activity. The transcript has 2 exons.